Molecule: messenger RNA, 1326 nt
Organism: Fulvia fulva
Lineage: Eukaryota; Fungi; Ascomycota; Dothideomycetes; Mycosphaerellales; Mycosphaerellaceae
Product: MFS-type transporter pynF
Exons: 1
Coding region: 1-1326 (441 amino acids)
Biological process (GO): transmembrane transport
Cellular component (GO): fungal-type vacuole membrane
Molecular function (GO): transmembrane transporter activity
Source: RefSeq, a predicted model, not a curated record
AUGAACAACGAACUCGAGGACCUCACUGGACGUCCGGUCGACACAGAGACCCAGGACAUAGUCGCCGAUACCAGAAAGCAAGCUUGGCGUGCACUUGCAGGAUGCGCAAUACUGCAGCUCCCCAUCUGGGGCAUCGCAAUGACCUUCGGCAUCUUCCAAGAGGCAUACACUCGUAGCCACGUGAUAUCCGGUGGCAGUGCCUCGGGCAUCAUCGGCACUACCAUGAACGGUGUCAUGUACCUGAGCAUGCCCUUGCUCUUCACCGCACUCGACCGCUCUUGGGCGCAGUAUCGGCGAAGCGUGGCGAUCGCUGGGAUUGUCAUAUCCAGCCUCGCCUUCCUGGUGUCAUCUUGGAGUACGCAGCUGUGGCAUCUAGUCCUUACGCAGGGCGUUCUGGCUGCGCUUGGCAGCACGUUGCUCUACAGCCCUACCACACUGUACCUGGAUGAGCACUUCACCGCAGGAAAGGCUACUGUAUAUGGUGCCAUCUUGUCCAGCAAAAACAUCGUUGGGUCGUGCUGUCCUCUCAUUCUCACGGCGCUGCUGGAAAAGUUGGGCUUCCGCUGGACGCUGCGCAUAUGGGCCGCCGUUGUGCUCUGUACCGGCACCAUCGGCAUCGCGAUCAUUCCAACCAAGACCUCGCCAUCCAGCCAACUGACACGAGGGGACAGGAAAGUACCCUGGACCUUCCUCCGGCAUAAAACGAUCUGGAUCUAUUCAUUCGCCAACGCAGUCUUCAGCUGCGGCUACGGAAUCCCACAGACAUACCUCCCCUCCUACGCACGCGAUGUCCUCAAAUUAUCGACCUUGUCAAGUUCAUUGAUGAUAACCCUCUUCAACGCACCAGGCAUCAUCUCAUGUGUAGGAUUUGGUCUACUAAGCGACAAAGCAAAAGUCUCCAGCACGACGAAUACCUUCAUCUCAGCAGCCGGAACCAGUCUCUCCGCCUUCCUGCUCUGGGGUCUAUCAUCUAAUCGUAUCGAAGGUGUCCUCAUCGCCUUCUCACUCUUAUGUGGCUUCUUCGCUGGGGGCUACUCGUCCACCUGGGGAGGCUGGAUCAAAGACCUUGAGCAGGAGGCAGUGGCAAGGAAUGAGGCGAUCGAUACUGGUAUGCUGUAUGGCUUGUUCAAUGGAGCCAGAGGUGUUGGGUAUGUGAUCAGUGGCGUGGCUGGCGUGGAGCUGCUUCAGGUGGGGUCGGUACAGGAGAACAUGAGGUGGGGCUACGGUACAAAAUAUGGCGCGCUGAUCCUGUUCACGGGAGUCAGUGCUGUAGUGGGUGGGUGGAGUGUGCUAUGGCGAUAUCAUUCAAGGCCUUCGGUGGGAUGA